AUAUUUGCUGAAGGUUGCUGAGCUAUUUAGUCUCUUUGGUAUAUCGUGAAAUUUGCUGCUGGACACCCGGUUAACUCGUCAAGGUCGACCCAAAAUUCACGAUGUACUGUGCAAAACUGUUCGUUCCUUCCGUCAGAAUCGGGGCCAUUGCCAAUGGACAAAGCAGACUUUUGGGUAGUUUAUCAUCAAUGAGAGCUGUUCAAGGUUAUGAGACCUUGAACACAUCCCAAACAUCAUCUCACCAAUCUCUGCAAUGCCAAGUUCCUGCUAUGAUGACUUUGUCAAGACUCAUGCACACUACAGCAGUUCGUAGGGACAUUGACCAGGCAGCCAAAUACAUUGGAGCUGGUGCUGCCACCGUUGGAGUAGCUGGAUCAGGUGCUGGUAUCGGAAGUGUUUUUGGUAGUUUGGUCAUUGGAUAUGCCAGGAACCCAUCGUUAAAGCAACAGCUCUUCUCGUAUGCCAUUUUAGGAUUUGCCCUCUCAGAAGCUAUGGGUCUUUUCUGUCUUAUGAUGGCUUUCCUCAUUCUUUUUGCUUUCUAAAGACAUUUAUGCAGUUGAAGCAUUGUAGCGUUAUGACGAAAAUAUUAAGAUUACUGAACAUUAUGCUGAUGGCAUUUUGAUGACAACUGUUUUUGUUAUGCACCUAUAGUAGUAAUGAAUAAUUGUAUCGUGUUUUGAUGAUUGGUUAUGUUUCGAGGUUGUUAUCAAUAAGGUCAUGUAGUGAAAAAUAAAAUUUUAUAAAAAGUUUUUGAAUGUACUUAAAUUUGCUGUAUUACUCAUUUUCACUAGUAGUUAUAUUGUGACAUAAUAUAGAGAAAUAUAAAUGUAUCAUUUGUGUUUAGAUGGGCUCUGUAGAUAAAUUCAUCAGAACGAUUAAACUAGAAAAUUCAACUUUUGUCUUCACCUUAAACUUAAGCUAUGUUUAAAACAAUCCUCUUAAUAUGAAAAUUUGAUUUUAGUUACUCGCCGGGAUGGUUAAUUUGGGAUGCAAGUCAUUAAAAUUAUGGACCAUAUACACUUAUAGUUGCAUUGUUGCCUGAGUUAGUAAAUUAGAUAACUUAGGUAAACAAAAAUAAUUAGCGUUCAGUUAUUAUUUCAUCAGAGCCAACUUUAAAUAACUUUUUAACUGUUAGUAGUUUUUUUUCUCAAGAUCCAAAACUAUUCAAACCAAAAAAUAUUUUCUUUAUUUCAGAAUGCAUAAAUAUAAGGGUUUAAAAAUUUGAUAGUAAUAUUAAUAUUGGUUGUUUAACGACAUGUAGAAAUAUAUGAUUGAGAGUAGUAAUUAAUAAAAAUAAAUGUAAGAACGCAUUCAGGGGACAGGCAUACAACCAGCAUAAACAACAACCAAUCCAGAAAGUAUUGAUAAACAAUCAAACUCAAAUUGAAGAUUAACAGGUUGGUGGUUGGAUAUAUAUAUAUAUACACUUGCACGAAUCAUCAAUACAACGCUAUAUCUGUAUAAAAACGUUACUAAUGUAUUAAACGUACACACCGGUUAUUUGUAUGCACAUGCAGAUACGCACACAAAUAAUUAGUUAUAUUAACGAUUGUUCAUUGUAAAAUGUAGUUUAAAACUAUAACAAUUUUAUAUACAAACACAUAACAAGCUCUCACAUGUUAUGCGAAUAGUUGUGAAAUAAUUCAAUUUAGGUUAACAAUUUUCCAUGUAUUAAAUAUUAAAAAGUGCAUGGGAGUGUAGGCGCGUUUAUAUAAAAAUAACAAUAGGAGGACUGCUGUGUUUACUUGCCAAGAUGCCGAUAGUUCAUUUAUUUAACAUCAUUAGUUGCAUGUUGAAGCCUUAUAAGGUUGUAUGCAUAUUAUAUUAUAUGUACGUAAAUAAUGUCAAUCAAAUAUAUUAAUGUAUUUUGAUAACAGACAGACAGACACACACACACACAAACAAACACACACACACACAAGCAUGCGUCCACUUAAUAUAUUUUGGGAUGAAUAAUAACCACUUGAUAGUC
Molecule: messenger RNA, 1972 nt
Organism: Helobdella robusta
Lineage: Eukaryota; Metazoa; Annelida; Clitellata; Rhynchobdellida; Glossiphoniidae
Exons: 5
Coding region: 102-542 (146 amino acids)
Biological process (GO): proton motive force-driven ATP synthesis; proton transmembrane transport
Molecular function (GO): proton transmembrane transporter activity
Source: RefSeq, a predicted model, not a curated record